UUAAUAUUCAUCAACAAUAUAUAACCAUUUAAAUUUCUAAGGUUUCAUCAUGACGGAAAGCGUACAAAGAAGCUCGGAGUCGGUGAUCCCCCUGAUAAAGUCUGAACCCCUCCUUAAAGGAGCAGAUAACUCAGUGACUUACAACAUCGAGGGUCUGCUCGGCUUCAAGGAGUUCAACAGCCGUCCCGAUAUCUUCACUGAGAUGAAGAGAGAGAACAACCAGCAGCAGGAGGCAGUGCACCCCUACCUGACCCAGACAAAACACGAUAACAAGAUCAUGCUCCACAGCUCCCACCACCGCCUCGGCAGCCCUGUCAAAUCAGAUAGCGGUGAGAGUGGUAUGUCCCCUGGUACAGAUUCAGACGGCAAACAGAGAAAGUGGAGGAACAGACACACUUUCACCCAGGCUCAACUUGAUGAGUUAGAACAAGUCUUUGCGACUACCCACUACCCCGACAUCUUCACCAGAGAAGAACUUGCUAACAAACACAAACUCACAGAAGCCCGAGUCCAGGUGUGGUUCCAAAAUCGUCGAGCUAAACAUCGGAAGAACGAGAAAGCGAAGACAGCAGCGGAGAACCUGAUCAACAGUAAUCUGAUGAGCAACAUCGGUAACAUCGCCCUUCAGAGCGCAGCUGGAGCACUACUUCACCCACACAUCAGGGCGGCAGCACUACAAGCCCUGAUGAUGUCACCAACAAUGUCACCCACCACCCCGCCCAUCCUACCAGGCGACUUAUCGUUCCUACAAGCGAUGGCCCAGCUGCAGUCAAUGCAGGGUCUCCAGUCUAUGGGAGGGUUCCGGGCCCCAGUUACCACGACAACCUGCAGCGCGGGUGGAUCACCCCUCGUUUCACCUCUCACUUCUACCCCAUCUCUUACUGCCUCCCCCGUCACUCUUCCGUCACCGGCCACAGAAAUCAACGUGAUUGACACGAACUCAGCGAAGUCCGUGGAAAGUCAGAAAAGCAUUGAAAUGCUACGAAACAAAGCAAAAGAGUACGCUUCCGCCAACGCGAUGGGCGUAAAGUCUUGAGAAAAUAACUUUGCAAAGGAGCAGGACUCUUAUUAUUGGAGUAGGCUUGUAUCAUUUAGUGGUGAGAGUUUUGAGAAGCUACAAGGUUAACGAAAUUAAGAUCAUGUUGUCCAGCUGCGGUUCAUGAUAUUUUAUUCAGAGUAAAAGUUCAGCUUGGAAGGCUGGAGACCAAUUCAAGUAUAUUUGAGUUUUUUUUGUUUUGUUAAUAAGGAUGGAACAUGGUGAAGAGCUUCUUGUAAAUUUCUUAGAAACACAGUUACCCCACUAUUAGUUUAAUAGAUCUUGGAAGUGUUGGGGUUGGAUGAUGAAACUGUAGUUUUAGAGGAUUGAAAUCCGGGUAUUGAUGGUAUGGGUUGUUGCAAACUUUUGAUUUUCCAGUGACAGUACUUUUUUGACUAGCUAAAUAAUGUAGCUGACUGAAUUUAAAAGACCAACAGACCGCUGUGAAUAUUUUACAAAAACAUUAGUAUAACACGUAGUAAUCACUGAUGUUUUGAUUUCGGUUGGUAGGUUACAUAUGUAUUAUACUCCAGUACCGAGUAUUGGUUUAGGGUUGAAAAGGUUAGUAACUUAGUUACCACAACUACAUGGGUAGUUUCCAAGUAACUGGGUUAGUGACCUCCUAAUUAAACUGGUUAGUUACUUAGUAACCCAGUUAAAUAUCUGGUUAGUUACUUAGUAACCCAGUUAAAUAUCUGGUUAGUUACUUAGUAACACAGUUAACUAUCUGGUUAGUAACUUAGUAACCCAGUUAACUAUCUAGUUAGUUACUUAGUAACCCAGUUAACUAUCUGGUUAGUUACUUAGUAACCUUGCUACGUUUGCUGCAGUUCGCUGGUUCCGGACCAAGGCUAUUUAGUUGCCGGUUUUAAAGUUUAUUAGGUUGAAUAUUUCGUGUUGUUGAGAUUACAAAUCGGAGCUGUUGCUGAGGUCCUUAUUCAUUAUUGACCAUGUACCUUCCUUUAAAGUUCAUGGCUUGAUGGACCAAUCUUUUUGCACUCCGAAGAAAACAUCUCUUUAUAAUUUUGGCAUGGAAGGAGCAGUGUAUGAAAUUUAACGGGUUAAACUAGUAGUGUAAUUUGUGAGUAAGUUCUCAGCAUUCGUACUGCAUUUGUAAAUAGAAAGUUUAGCAGUCUUGUAUGUUUUUAAAAACUGCUUUAUCCUUGGGUCAAGCGUUACAGAAUUUGUUAAAAUAUCCGAAGUAUUACUUUAUCUGCAAUUUGCGGUGCACAUAAUUUUUAGUCAUGUGAAACUCCAAAAAACUUCAAAAAGUAGGUGUAUGCUAUUAUAGUAUACUAUAGUAUACUAUGUUCUUAUAGUAGCAUAGAAUGAUAUACUAUAAUACGACUAGUAAACUAUAAUAUACUAUAAUAUAUACUAUAGUAUAUGCUUAUUUCCUAAAAUGUUUGAUCUUAAGUCUUUGGGUUAUAUCUGUUGAUAAUAUACUUGUGUGGAAGCUAGUUUGUUCUUUUGGUUGUUUAGUUAUCCUGAUUUCUUAGAUUAAAUCGUUCAUUUUUAUGUUGCUUUUCGACGAUAUAUUUAUUGUAGUGAUUUGAUUAUUUGUGAUUCCAUACCGAUCAAAUUAGUGUUUUACUUC
Bolinopsis microptera is the source of this 2633-nucleotide messenger RNA. RefSeq names its product homeobox ARX homolog alr-1-like. The record is from RefSeq and is a predicted model, not a curated record. The transcript has 8 exons. Gene Ontology annotation, molecular function: RNA polymerase II transcription regulatory region sequence-specific DNA binding; DNA-binding transcription factor activity, RNA polymerase II-specific. NCBI's taxonomy places the organism in Eukaryota, Metazoa, Ctenophora, Tentaculata, Lobata, Bolinopsidae. The coding region runs from base 50 to 1036 and encodes 328 amino acids. Gene Ontology annotation, biological process: regulation of transcription by RNA polymerase II.